Molecule: messenger RNA, 2025 nt
Organism: Struthio camelus australis
Lineage: Eukaryota; Metazoa; Chordata; Aves; Struthioniformes; Struthionidae
Source: RefSeq, a predicted model, not a curated record
AUGGAACAGUCCCCCGCUACUCUGUCUUCUCCUGGCGUUGAGCAGGAAGAAGUUUUUCCUUAUCCAGAAAUUAACAACGAAGAACUAGAGGAGAUCAACCAGCUUGUGGGACCUGUAGAAAAAUUCUUCAAUGAAGAAGUGGACUCUAAGAAAAUUGAUCGAGAUGCAAAAAUCCCACCUGAAACUUUAAAAGGACUGAAGGACCUGGGUCUCUUUGGCAUGCAGAUUCCGGAGGAAUAUGGUGGUCUUGGUCUAUCAAAUACCAUGUAUGCACGUUUGGGAGAAAUCAUUUCUUUAGAUGGAUCUAUAGCGGUUACUCUGGCAGCUCAUCAAGCUAUUGGGCUUAAGGGAAUCCUCAUUGCUGGCACUGAAGAACAAAAAGCAAAGUACCUGCCUAAAUUGGCAUCUGGGGAGCACAUUGCAGCUUUCUGUCUCACAGAACCAGGAAGUGGAAGUGAUGCUGCAUCCAUUCAGACAAGAGCAGCCCUCAGUGAAGAUGGGAAAUACUUCUUAUUAAAUGGCUCCAAGGUUUGGAUAUCAAAUGGUGGUCUCGCUAAUAUUUUCACAGUAUUUGCUAGAACAGAAAUUGUUGAUAAAGAUGGAACGCUAAAAGACAAAAUUACUGCUUUCAUCGUAGAGCGAGAUUUUGGUGGAGUCACCCAUGGGAAACCUGAGGAUAAACUGGGGAUUCGAGGAUCGAAUACAUGUGAAGUACAUUUUGAAAACACAAAAGUGCCUAUAGAGAAUGUUAUUGGAGAAGUAGGAGGGGGAUUUAAGGUUGCCGUGAACAUCCUAAACAGCGGAAGAUUUAGCAUGGGCAGUGCGACUGCUGGAAUGGUUAAAAAAUUGAUAGAAAUGACAGCAGAGUAUGCUUGCACCAGGAAACAAUUCAAUAAGAAACUGAGUGAAUUUGGAUUAAUUCAGGAGAAGUUUAAUUUGAUGGCUGUGAAAGCGUAUGUAAUGGAGAGUAUGGCUUACCUCACGGCAGGAAUGAUGGACAAGCCGGGACUUCCAGAUUGCUCACUGGAGGCAGCCAUGGUCAAGGUGUUCAGUUCUGAAGGUGGAUGGGUUUGUGUAAGUGAAGCCCUGCAAAUUCUUGGAGGCCUUGGCUACAUGAAAGAUUACCCCUAUGAACGCUACCUCAGAGAUGCCAGGAUACUUCUGAUUUUUGAGGGAACAAACGAAAUUCUGCGAUUGUAUAUUGCUUUGACGGGUAUGCAAUAUGCAGGCAAAAUCUUAACUGAAAAAAUUAAAGAAAUCAAGAAAGGCAAUGUAAGCGUGGCACUGGAGGAAUUUUUAAGCAAAUUCCGGGACGUGAUGGGCAGAAAAGUGGAUUACGGGCUAGUUGGUGAACGCGGAGUAGUGCAUCCCAGUCUUGAGGCAAGUGGCAAGAAGCUUGAGGAAAAUAUUCAUUAUUUUGGAACAUCAGUGAAAGGCCUGCUAAGCAGGUUUGGUAAGACGAUAGUGGAUGAGCAGCUGGUUCUGAAGAGAGUGGCAGAUAUAGUUAUUAAUUUAUAUGCAAUGACAGCAACUAUUUCCAGAGCUAGCCGGUCUAUCAGUAUCGGUCUAAGAAAUCAUGAUCAUGAGGUGCUUCUUACAAAUAUCUUCUGCACAGAAGCAUAUUUCAAGAAUAAUUAUGCCAUAGCUCAAUUAGAAAAAUAUGCAGACGAAAACCUGGAUGACAGUAUUAAAAAAGCUGCAAAACAAGUACUGGAAAAGAGAGCUUAUAUAUGUUCUCAUCCCCUGGACAGGACGUUCUAAUUACUUCACUGACAGCAAAUGAACUGCAGAAAAUUACUUAUUGUUCAUUUACAAUCAUCAGGUCAAAUGACUUGACACCUUAAAAAUAACUAUUAUUUCAUGAGUUUAGCAACUGUAAUUUGCUGUAACUGUGUAAAAUAAAAUUUUCAAACCCAACUUCAUAUAAAGACGACUAAUAAAGAAAUUUUAUUUAAAUCUCCAGUUGUCUUACUAAGAUGUAUGCCUCUGUUUCCCUUCGAGCUAAAUAAAAAUGGUUAAGGUUCA